GUUUCUUUUAGUUCGUGAUAUACAUCCGAAAUGGCAGACGCACCUGCUGACCCAAAGGCCAAAAGGAAAGUAACCAAGAAACCAAAGGAAAAACCAGUAGAGCUUCCUCCUUUGAAAAGGAGACCCUUCAAAAGGCACGGACGACUUUAUGCCAAGGCUAUUUUUACUGGUUACAAACGUGGACUACGUAAUCAACAUGAACACACAGCACUCCUCAAAGUUGAAGGAGCUGGUACUAAACGUGAUUCAGAUUUCUAUGUAGGAAAACGAUGUGUUUUUGUAUAUAAGGCAAAAAAUAGGACACCUGUUCCUGGUAUCAAAGGCAAGAAAACAAAAGUUAGGGCCAUUUGGGGUAAGGUAACCCGGCCACAUGGAACCAGAGGUUCAGUACGAGCUAAAUUUAAGAGGAAUCUGCCAGCUAAAGCUAUGGGUCACCGAAUCAGGAUUAUGUUGUAUCCCAGUCGGAUAUAA
Molecule: messenger RNA, 471 nt
Organism: Habropoda laboriosa
Lineage: Eukaryota; Metazoa; Arthropoda; Insecta; Hymenoptera; Apidae
Gene: RpL35A
Product: 60S ribosomal protein L35a
Exons: 4
Coding region: 31-471 (146 amino acids)
Biological process (GO): ribosomal large subunit biogenesis; cytoplasmic translation
Cellular component (GO): ribosome; cytosolic large ribosomal subunit
Molecular function (GO): structural constituent of ribosome
Source: RefSeq, a predicted model, not a curated record